Wyeomyia smithii (pitcher-plant mosquito) is the source of this 1090-nucleotide messenger RNA. RefSeq names its product probable histone-lysine N-methyltransferase set-23. Gene Ontology annotation, cellular component: nucleus. Gene Ontology annotation, molecular function: protein binding; zinc ion binding; histone H3K9 methyltransferase activity. The transcript has a single exon. Bases 47 to 925 code for a protein of 292 amino acids. NCBI's taxonomy places the organism in Eukaryota, Metazoa, Arthropoda, Insecta, Diptera, Culicidae. The record is from RefSeq and is a predicted model, not a curated record.
AGAAAACUAUCAAUCGAAUUAUAAGUCUACUGUUUUCUGGCGUCAGAUGGACAACAUUCUCGAGCGCAGAGAUAAGUUUAACCGUGGGUGUGGAAUUGUCAAAACAAUUGGGAAUCAUGAACUACUGGAGCCACAAGAUGAUUACGAACAUGUAGAUUCCACGGUUGAGUAUUUAAUCGAGAAUCUCCCCCAGCUUGAUGAUGGCACGGUGGAAUUUCUGGAAUUGAUGCGAAUGCUCAAGUACACUUACGAAGCCCACUGUCAGUGUCACGGUGAUGAUGAUUGCUCCGACAGCGGCUGCUGUCCGAUGGGUGCAAACUAUGCAGCAACCUCCAAUGGUGAGCUAGUUUUACGAGACACACCGGAAGUGAUUUUCGAAUGCUCACCAGCCUGUGGAUGUCGACCAACUUGCCAAAACCGCCUCGUUCAGUUUGGCCCUAGAAAACAUCUGGUGAUUGGAACUAGCAGUACAGUACCUAAUCAGUGGGGACUCUUUACUAGUAGAUUUAUUCCAAACGGGGGUUUCAUCUGCGAGUACGCCGGUGAAAUUCUCACCAGAGGCGAAGCUGAAAAGCGUAACAAAUUGAACGAUUCGAUCGGGAGUAAAAAUUACGUCCUCUGUUUAAACGAACAAUUCCAUGCUGAAAAGCAAACUCGGACGCAGAUUUUCAUUGACCCCGAACGAAGGGGUAAUAUAGGACGAUACUUGAAUCAUAGUUGCGAUCCUAACUGCCGAACGGUGGCCGUACAUAUCGACAGUCCAUUGCCGAGGAUUGGAAUUUUCGCCCAACGGGACAUUCAACCUGACGAAGAGUUGUACUUCGACUAUGGAGGCGGACUAGUUUCAAAACCCACCAGUAAAUCAUCAGCGUGUCUUUGUGGAUCAACCCUCUGCCGAGGAAGCCUUCCCUCGCUGUCGUACUGAGUGACCUUCCCUUCCGUUACAGACCAAAAAAUCCGAGCUGAUUCAUUACUUUCGACCCGACGUCGGAGGCCCGAAGCUUUCCACCUAUCAUAAAAUCGAUCUUGACGAACCAAAGCUGAUGGAAACGAUACUGGCGGAAAGCGUUGGCAUCAAGGGAGAGGUCCG